Messenger RNA from Penicillium mononematosum, 2331 nucleotides. RefSeq lists its product as uncharacterized. The record is from RefSeq and is a predicted model, not a curated record. The coding region runs from base 1 to 2331 and encodes 776 amino acids. The transcript has 2 exons. Lineage: Eukaryota; Fungi; Ascomycota; Eurotiomycetes; Eurotiales; Aspergillaceae.
AUGAUCCGCUCCAUGACUUCUACCAGCUACGAUGUGGUGGAGGACGAUGACUAUGACGCCGAUCCUUCCCCCGAAGAGCGAUCCAAUAGCCUCCGUAUUCCACCACUCAAUACGACUGUCGCGCGACAUUCUCCUCCCGAGCCCCCGAUCCAUAGCGCAUGCAGCGAGGCUUCCGUACCUCUCAGUCACCCUACUCCGGAUUUGCAGUCGAUACAAGGAGCCUACAAAGGAAAUGUAACGCGGUUGGAACAAAGCGCGGAGCAGCUGAGCUCGUGCUCGGCGGACAUUGAAAGCGAAAUCCGUCGCAUCGACCAAGAACAAAAGCGACGCUCAGUCAGUUCCGCGUCUAAUUCAAUCAUUCACCGGAAUGGUGCAUUCUCCCCGGCAGGGACAGUUUCCUCCGCCCACGGAUCGAAUAUGUCCCCCGCGCGCCAGCGCUCCGUAUCAGGGGCACGCCUCGCUCAGCUCUCCGAGCCUGCACUCGAUGAGCGUGAGCAUGAAGUGGAUGAAUUUCCCGGGCUCCCUAAUCUACCACCGCCACAACCUCUUUUCAAUACCCAGAGCGAUUACCACUACGAUCAAUAUGUUCCGCAAGGAGUUCCCGCAGAGGCGGAGUUGGAGCGCCGGGCCUCGGUCGCAUCGAACGAUACCUACCAGCAGGCACGGACAUUAUUCACCGACUUUGAUGGCGUCCAUUUCACACACUUAGAACCGGGUCGCCAGGUACCUUUGGAGCAGCCGCCGCUCGCCCGCAAGCCGGAACAUUACAAACAGCCGCAAGCAGGAGAGAAUAUGGUGUUUUAUCCUGCCCCUGUCCCACGCAUGUUGAAUCUGCCGCCGAAGUUGUCGCGCAAAUCAAACAUAGACCGGGAUAAACGUCGGACACAGCUCGCAGGCGCCAUCGCCGCUGAGGAUAGAAAGUCAACCGCUGUGCUAGCUGACGCUGAUCAGCCAGAUCCACGCGAUAGCAAUAACGAUAAACGCAAAUCGGCAAUACCACCACAUCUCCGUGCGAGUGUGUUCUUUGAUCAACCAAGUACAUCACUCCAGAUCGAGGUUAAACAAGAGUCUGCCGUUGCUACGCUGGAGAGCAUUUUGGACGCCUCUGCGAAUGCACCCGUUUCGGCUUUCACUGAUCACCCUUAUGCUGGUCAGGUUGGCGGGUUCAUCUACAAAUCAAAACGCAAGACCCUGACAAAGGAUCUGACAGGGCAAAAGGCAAAUCGUAUUUCGCGAGCCACGAUUGGCCAGCCUUAUAGCACUAAUAAUGUAGACGAGGACGGGGGCCCCGUCACUUCGCGACGUGGGUCGGAAGCCGGGAAUGACACGGAUAGAGAUCAUGAUGAGCAUGGUCGUGAGCGUGGGUCGGAAGGCACUGAUGCCGAAAGUGAUGAGCAAUCUGAAGACGAAGACGAAGAGGACGAGGAAGACGGGGAAUUGGAUUAUGUUGGUCCACCGAAUACGCUCAUCGCCGAAUUGGAGUUGCGGAAGCAUGAGUUGAAGCACCGACGCCGGACGGCUGUGCCUGUGCCUUUCCAAGGUAUGCAGACCACUCUGCUAGAAAUGGAUGAGAUGGUCCAAAAACAAAGUGAUAAACGGCGGCAACGUCCUGUGGCUUUGGCCUGGGAAGGCCGGGACGAAGACGAAGACGUUCCCCUGGCUAUGUUGUACCCCGAGAAAGCCGGUGCCGAAAAUGAUGAUCGACCUUUGGGCCGGAGCAACGGCCUGCUACAGUGUAUGCAGCAGAGCCCCCCGGCGCAUGUUCCUGAGCCGGCCGCCGAGAGUGAGGAAGAGACAGAGACAGAGACCCUUGCCGAGAGACUCCAACGGUUGAAGGGACAUAAUCGCUCGGAGAGCAAAUUCGCCAGCGACUUGAUGGCCGAAAUUGAUAGCCGGGCUGGAAUUGCGCCCAAAGCCGCCCAAGAAGUCCCGGCCGCCGACGAGGAAGAGACACUCGCACAACGACGCAGUCGCCUUCAGAAAGAGGCCGCUGCCCAACCCGGCUCCCCAAAGAACCCGCGAAUGCGCCGCAGCAUGGCCGCGCUUACACAGGGUCGUCCUUCCCACCUUGCUCGCCAGUCGUCGCAUGAUGUUUUCAAUCAGCGGCCUGUCACCAUGUCCCAGUAUGGGAACCGGAUGUCUAUGCAACAAUUCCCAACACAAAUGGGAUACCCGACACCUGCAGGAUACCCGAUGGCACGGCAAUAUGGGUAUCCUAUGAGCCCUGCGAUGAUGGGCACGAAUGGCGUGGGCUAUGCUCCAAGUAUGGCCCAAACCCCUGGGCCGGUCAAAACCGACGUGAUCGACCGCUGGAGGCAAAGCAUUCGUUGA